CCGCGGCCGCGUGUGUGCCUCCUCGCGAACCGUAGUAGCGCCGGUGCGGGGGGGCUGUCGGCAUGUUCCGCAUCGAGGGCCUAGGGCCCAAGAUGGACCCGGAGGAGCUGAAGCGGAAGAUGCGCCGCGACGUCCUCACCUCUGUCCGCAACUUCCUCAUCUACGUCGCGCUGCUGCGGAUCACUCCUUUCAUCCUGAAGAAGCUGGACAGUAUAUGAACACUUAAGAAGACUCAGUAUAUGAAAACAUAAAAUGGACUGUAACUGCUUUCCCCUGUUUAUUAAUUAAACAUUGUGCCAGAGGCAGACAUCCAAUAGUAAAUGGUUCUAAAAUGUUUCACUUAAGUAUAUCUGACCUGAGAAUGAUAGCCUAGUUGGGAGUAUGGGGAAGAUGUGUGUUGUCCCUGCAGGUGAAUUCUGGUCACAGAAUACUUCCUAGUAUCAUCAGGCAAUGACUUGUGAUGGACCAUUCCUUGUACUGUUUAAAGAAAAGUCCAUCUCCAUUUUGUACUAAGUGUUAAGUGCUAGCAAGUUGCUUUGUUAUGCAGCUACCUCUAAACUGCCACAUGCUAUGGUUAUCAACCUUGCUGAACCUGUCUGUAUGAAAAAUGAAGUCUUUAAUGAAUCCAGUUCACAAGCAGUUUGAUUUGAAAUAAAUGGAAGAGCACUUGUGUCACUUAA
Messenger RNA from Gavia stellata (red-throated loon), 680 nucleotides. It is a transcript of the gene TOMM5, whose product is annotated as translocase of outer mitochondrial membrane 5. Gene Ontology annotation, cellular component: mitochondrial outer membrane translocase complex. The record is from RefSeq and is a predicted model, not a curated record. NCBI's taxonomy places the organism in Eukaryota, Metazoa, Chordata, Aves, Gaviiformes, Gaviidae. The coding region runs from base 63 to 218 and encodes 51 amino acids. The transcript has 2 exons.